Orbicella faveolata is the source of this 543-nucleotide messenger RNA. Its product is annotated as vicilin-like seed storage protein At2g18540. Lineage: Eukaryota; Metazoa; Cnidaria; Anthozoa; Scleractinia; Merulinidae. The record is from RefSeq and is a predicted model, not a curated record.
AUGCAUCGCAGAGAACAUCAUAUGAUAAAAGAUGCCACUCAAGAGGAACAACUACAGGAAAGAACGGAUGAGGAGAAGAAGGAAGAGGAAAGAGAGAAAGAGGAGAAGGAAGGGGAAAGAAUAGAAGAGGAGAGAAAAGAAGAGAAGAAGGAAGAGGAGAGAAAAGAAGGAGGAAGAGGAGAGAAAAGAAGGAGGAAGAGGAGAGAAAACAAGAAGAGAAGACGGAAGUGGAGAGAAAAGAAGACGAGAAGAAGGAAGAAAGAAGAAGAGAAGAAAGAACAGGAAGGAAAGGAAGAGGAGAAGAAAGAACAGGAGAGAAAGGAAGAGGAGAGAGACCAGGAAAAGAAUGAAGACUUGAAGAAAGAACGGUAUUCAAGAAAUGAGCAGGAAAAUAAAGAAGAGGAAAGGAAGGAAGAGGGAAAGCUACAAAGGAAAAGGAAAAAAGACAAAAGGUCUAAUGCCGAAAGAAAAAGGUUAAAAAAAAUAAGUAUGGUAACAACAUUUAGAAUAUUAGGUGAGGGAGAUUUUUUAACACUAGAAUGA